Euleptes europaea (tarantolino) is the source of this 1152-nucleotide messenger RNA. RefSeq names its product G protein-coupled receptor 84 (gene GPR84). Gene Ontology annotation, cellular component: membrane. The record is from RefSeq and is a predicted model, not a curated record. The transcript has a single exon. The coding region runs from base 1 to 1152 and encodes 383 amino acids. Gene Ontology annotation, molecular function: urotensin II receptor activity. Gene Ontology annotation, biological process: neuropeptide signaling pathway. Lineage: Eukaryota; Metazoa; Chordata; Lepidosauria; Squamata; Sphaerodactylidae.
AUGGAGUACGUUUCUGACAAUUUCUCCUGCUACGACCCAUCCAUCGUCGGCUACCGCUAUGUGUCGGUCAGCUGGGGCAUCGUGGUGACGGUCAUCGGCACGGUGGGCAACGUGCUGACCCUGCUGGCCUACGCGGGGGAGACCAAGCUGCAGACCCGCUUCAACGUGCUGAUCGUCAACUUGACGUUGGCUGACAUUCUCUACUGCACCUUCCUGCAGCCCUUCUCGGUCGACUCCUACCUUCACCUCCACUGGCGGGCUGGCGCCGACUUUUGCCGCGUCUUUGGGAUGUUGCUCUUUGUUUCCAACUCGGUCUCCAUCCUGACCCUUUGCCUCAUCGCAGUCAGCCGAUACCUACUCAUCGCCAACACGGCCCUCUUUGACCGGGUCUUCUCCCGCCUCGGAGUGAUGCUCAUCAGCCUGAUCACCUGGGUCAUUGGCUUUGCCAGCUUUGCGCCAUUGUGGCCCGUCUAUGUGCUGGUGCCCAAGGUCUGCACCUGUAGCUUCCACCGCCUCCGCGGCCGGCCCUACACCACCAUCCUCAUGGCCUUCUACUUCGUGGUCGGCCUCAGCUGCGUGGGCAUCUUCUACUUCCUCAUCCAUCGCAAAGUCAAGGGGGCUGCCCGGGUCAUGGAUCAAUACAAGCUGAAGAAAGCCAGCCUGAAGGGGGUCCAUGUGGCCGGAACCAGCUCAGCGACACCAGGGCAUUACCAAGAACUGGACAGUGGGGUCGAUAGCGCGGGGCCUUCCCAGCAGUGCUCUGAGGAGCUACCCUCGGAGCCGACUUCCAAAACCUCUGUUCCUUCAGCUCCUGAGAAAGAUGGGACCCCUCCCGCGCCUCCGCCUGCCGUCCCGCUGAAGAAAGCCGCCGCUUGCCAGCCGAAGGACAGCAACACGGAAUUCCGCCGGGUGACCCGCAUGUGCUUCGUGGUCUUCAUCUUCUUUGUCGUGUGCUACAUCCCCUUCAUGCUUCUCAACAUCUUCGACGGCAAAAACCGGGCCCCGACCGUCCUGCACAUGAUCGCUGCCAACCUCACGUGGCUCAACAGCUGCAUCAAUCCGGUGCUUUAUGCGGCAAUGAACCGCCAGUUCCGGGACGCCUACAGGGGCGUGUUUGACAACUUCGCACGGAAGUUUUGCUGGUGCCGUUAG